CAGCCCACCCCCCCUUCCCCCCCUCUCCUGCUGCCCUCCCCUCCCCACCCCUGCUGGCUGAUUUCAUUUGCUUAACGUGGGGUGUGGUUAUUGGGGUGCUCCCUCCCCAGGCCAGGCGGGGACCUCGGCGGCCUCCCAGCUGCCGCUGCAAAGAGACACUGAGGAAUCGGAGCUGGAAAUCGGGGAGACAUCCAGCUAGAACCCAAGAGUGCAAGGCACCCCUGGACCCGUCCGCCAUGGGGGAGAUGGAGCAACUGAGGCAGGAAGCCGAACAGCUCAAGAAACAGAUCUCAGAAGCCAGGAAAGCCUGCGCAGAUAGCACCCUGGCUGAGCUGGUGUCUGGCCUUGAGGUCGUGAGCCGCAUCCAGAUGCGGACCCGGCGGACGCUCAGGGGUCACCUGGCCAAGAUCUAUGCCAUGCACUGGGCCACCGACUCCAAGCUGCUCGUAAGCGCGUCGCAGGACGGGAAAUUGAUUGUGUGGGACACGUAUACCACCAACAAGGUUCACGCCAUCCCACUGCGCUCCUCCUGGGUAAUGACCUGUGCGUACGCUCCAUCCGGGAACUUCGUGGCCUGCGGCGGGCUGGACAACAUGUGCUCCAUCUAUAACCUCAAAUCCCGAGAGGGGAAUGUCAAGGUCAGCCGGGAGCUCUCGGCUCACACCGGUUAUCUGUCUUGCUGCCGCUUCUUGGAUGACAAUAACAUCGUGACCAGCUCAGGAGACACAACGUGCGCCCUCUGGGACAUCGAGACGGGACAGCAGAAGACCGUGUUUGUGGGGCACACGGGGGACUGCAUGAGUCUGGCCGUGUCCCCCGACUACAAGCUCUUCAUUUCGGGGGCCUGCGACGCCACCGCCAAACUGUGGGACGUGCGCGAGGGGACAUGUCGCCAGACCUUCACCGGCCACGAGUCGGACAUCAACGCCAUCUGUUUCUUCCCCAACGGAGAGGCCAUCUGCACGGGCUCCGACGACGCUUCCUGCCGUCUGUUCGACCUGCGCGCUGACCAGGAGCUAACCACGUACGCCCACGAGAGCAUCAUCUGCGGGAUCACGUCCGUGGCCUUCUCGCUGAGCGGUCGCCUGCUCUUUGCGGGCUAUGAUGACUUCAAUUGCAACGUGUGGGACUCCAUGAAGUGUGAGCGCGUGGGCGUCCUCUCCGGCCAUGACAACAGAGUCAGCUGUCUGGGGGUCACAGCCGACGGGAUGGCUGUGGCCACCGGGUCCUGGGACAGCUUCCUCAAAAUCUGGAACUGAGGAGGCUGGGAGGAAAGAGAUUAAAGGCCGGGACGCCAUCUCUUUGGGAUUUCUGUGCGGCAGGGGGCGGAAAUCCACCAAGCUGCUUUC
Molecule: messenger RNA, 1349 nt
Organism: Dipodomys ordii (Ord's kangaroo rat)
Lineage: Eukaryota; Metazoa; Chordata; Mammalia; Rodentia; Heteromyidae
Gene: Gnb3
Product: guanine nucleotide binding protein (G protein), beta polypeptide 3
Exons: 10
Coding region: 237-1259 (340 amino acids)
Biological process (GO): G protein-coupled receptor signaling pathway
Cellular component (GO): cytoplasm; heterotrimeric G-protein complex
Molecular function (GO): signaling receptor complex adaptor activity; protein binding
Source: RefSeq, a predicted model, not a curated record